AUGUAGUUUCUUAAUCCAAAAAAGUAAAAAUUUUAGUAAAUACAGAAAUAAGAGUUCAAUUUUCAACUACUUGAUGAAAAUAGAGUGUUUAUGACAGGAACAUUUACUGCUUUCACUGAUGAAGUGAAAUAGUAUAUAAAAUAAAACAAUGGAAGCUUUUAAAAUUUGGAUGGAGAGAAAGGUUGGAUAAUACCAAUAGGAAAUUAUUAGAAUUUGAUAACUAAUCUAAAAUCAUUAUAGUCAGAAGUAAUGAUAAAGUAAUUGCCGCAAUUAUUGUAAAAACUAUAAAAUCUCAAUAUGAAAGAAAUAAAGUAUUUUGAUAACGGUCAACUGGUUACCUUAAAGUAUAAUAAUCAGAUAAGUUAUGAGUAAAUUGAUAAAACAUUAGAAGACACAUUAUAUGAAUAUCAAAAAGAUUGUGUUAAAUAAGGUUUAAAAUUCAAUGGUAGAAUUUUGAUUGCAGAUGAUAUGGGUGUUGGUAAGACAGUGUAAUCUUUGGCUCUUGCAAGUAUGUAUAAAUAGAAUUGGCCUCUGUUAAUUAUGUGUCCCUCGCCAUUGAGAUUGAAUUGGUAGGAUGAAAUCAUACAUUGGUUAAAGAUACAUAAAACUGAUAUUUAAUUGAUUAAUUGUGGUCGAGAGGGUAUAAGAAUGAAUGCUAAAAUAGUUGUGGUUUCAUAUGAUAUUUGCGCUAAGAUCAAAGAUAAUUUAAUGAAUCGAAAGUUCUAAAUUUGCAUAGCAGAUGAAUGUCAUUACUUAAAAAGCCCUUCAUCAAUACGAAGUCAAGUAUGCGUUCCAAUUCUGAGAUAAUGUAUGCAGACAAUCCUAUUGACUGGCACACCUGCAUUAUCAAAACCAAAAGACUUAUUCAAUCUAUUGAAUAUUAUUAGACCAGAUAUCUUUGGUAAUUUUAAGGAAUUUGGAUAUCGAUAUUGUGAUCCAAAAUUAAGUAGAUUCACAAAAGGGAUAGACUUUGAUGGGGCAUCAAAUUUAAAAGAAUUGUACUUCUUAUUGAGAAAUUAUAUAAUGAUAAGAAGAUAGAAGAAAGAUGUUUUGAGUCAGUUACCUGAAAAGAGAAGAGUAAAAGUAAGAAUUCCAGGAGAGACAAGUUAAGUCAAAUAAAUAGGGGCUCUUUUGAAUUAAUUGGGGAAUAUUGAUAUUCAAUAACUUAUUAAUAAAGAUACAAUCUUUCAGGAAUAAAAGGAUUAAAGUGAAUAAUUGCUUACAAUAAAUUCUAUUUUAUAGAAGUGCUAUAUGCUUACUGGUUAAGCAAAGAUUAAGGCUAUAAAAGAUUAUAUUUGUACAUUGUUUGAAAAUGAAAUUAAAUUUUUAUUUUUUGCACACCAUUAAGAUGUAUUGGAUGCUGUAUAAGAAUAUUGUGUUCAAAAUGAAAUUUAAUAUAUGAGAAUUGAUGGUAAUGUUGGAGUUGAACAAAGACAUUUGAAUGUACAAAUGUUUUAGAAUAAUGAUGAAAUUAGGAUUGCUAUUUUGAGUGUUACAUCUGCUAAUUAUGGAAUUACAUUGACAGCAGCCUCAACUAUAGUGUUCGGUGAAAUGCAUUGGACUCCUGCUAUUAUGCUGUAAGCAGAGGAUAGAGCACAUAGAAUUGGUUAGGUUUAAUGUGUUGAUUGCCAUUAUCUAAUAGGAGAUGGGACAUUAGAUGAUCAUAUUUUCAAUAAGAUUGAAAAUAAAAUGAAUACUGUUUCAAAUUUUAUUGAUGGAUAAAAGUAAAACUUAGGAGCAUUAGAAUUUUCAGCUGAGGAAGCAUUGGUUAAAGGAACAUCAAAGCCUACCUUGGUUUCCGAUAAAGGCGAAUCUAUUUUGUAGGAUGGUAAUAUACAACCUUCAAACUAAGCCUUAACAGAAGAUGAUAUGCAGGAAAUCUACCAACUAUUAGAAUCUAGAUCAAAAGAAAAAUAAGAUUAAUUAGAUUUAGAGUAGGCUGAAUCUUAACAAAAAAAGAAUAAUAUUAAAAAAAAAUAAGUUGAAAUUUCUAGUUAAGUUAAAAAUUAAUGUUCAACACUAAAACAAUAAUUACUGGAUAAAUAUUUGAGUAGCAACAAUGCAAAGAAAGAAGUUAUAGAAGAUAAAAAGGAAUUUAAUAAAAUAUAAAAGGUUAUCGAAGAAAACAAAUAAUUAACUUAUGGAAAAAUUCCUUAAAAAUUGAGUUAUUAAUACUUGUAAAGUAGAUUAAACGCAGACAGCAAAUCAACUGAAUCAGGAUAAAAGAAACUUGCUCUACAUUUCACUAAGUAACAACCAAGUCCCAACAGCUAAGAAGAAAUUAUUGAUUAGAAAGUUAAUUGA
This is a messenger RNA of Paramecium tetraurelia, 2304 nucleotides long. RefSeq lists its product as uncharacterized. The transcript has 4 exons. Gene Ontology annotation, molecular function: ATP-dependent chromatin remodeler activity; ATP binding. Gene Ontology annotation, biological process: replication fork processing; DNA repair. Lineage: Eukaryota; Ciliophora; Oligohymenophorea; Peniculida; Parameciidae. The record is from RefSeq and is a predicted model, not a curated record. Gene Ontology annotation, cellular component: nuclear replication fork.